Molecule: messenger RNA, 1407 nt
Organism: Ilyonectria robusta
Lineage: Eukaryota; Fungi; Ascomycota; Sordariomycetes; Hypocreales; Nectriaceae
Product: fungal-specific transcription factor domain-containing protein
Exons: 2
Biological process (GO): DNA-templated transcription
Molecular function (GO): zinc ion binding; DNA binding
Source: RefSeq, a predicted model, not a curated record
AGUCCCAUGAGCCAUGAGGUUCUGGGUCGCCUCGCUGAAGUCGAACGUCACCUACAGCUGAUUCGAGCAUCGGUUCCUUACUCGGUCUUGCAAAGAAGCCAGAGAGGGCCAUCAACGCGGAUAUCUGUCGAUGAUCAGCCAAAACUGGCCUCGGUUGAACUUUUGAGCGCCCUGGAGACAGAUGGUCAAACAUUUGCGGGAGAACUAUCGAUGACCCCUGCCAUGGGCGAGGAGGAUGAGACAUCGGACUAUACGAACAAUGCAUCUUCCGGAAUGCUUCCAGAGUAUCCCUCUCCGGGAUCCUCACUCCACCAUCCGACAACCCGACGAGUGAGUGGUUGGCUGGAGAGUAUCCUCACACAGCACGGCGUCGUCGCCGACGAGCAGCAAUGGCGAUACGACCUACAGUACUUCAUGGACGAGGUUCAUCCCUUCUACGCGUGUCUCCAUUCGCCCAAAGUAUGGGAAACCUUCAACGACAUGUGGGAGUACUCUACUCCUUGGUCCUUGACCGACGCUGCAGGGCGUGAGCGCAAGCGCCUUUCUCUGGCACUGGUCUUCUUUUGCCUAGCUCUCGGACGAUGCAGUGUCUCCUUGACCACGACUGAUGCCAGUGCCGUCUACUCGUCCGGUUGGAGCUUAUACAGUGUUGGCAUGACCCUGCUUCAGGGAGGAAUGGAGACGAGUAGUGCGGCUACGAAGUCCUUGCCCAUGUUGCAAGCAUUGGCCGUGUACCUGUUCCGUCUGGAUGCGAAUCAACAAGCUGCACGAGUCCUGGCGCUUAUUGUAUCCAUGGCGCAUGCUAUUGGGAUACACCGUCAGAGCACCAUGGACGGCAUGCCGGCCUUCCACAACCAGUUGUUCUGUCGCACGUGGUGGGCUAUCUACAUGCUGGAUCGUCGGGUAGCGAUUGAGUCUGGGAAGCCAUACCUUAUCCAGGAUUGCAACGUGGACACUGCACUGCCGAUCGACCUCGGUGACGAAUGGAUGACUAGAUUUUCCACGAAGAGUGAAACAAUCGCCGACUUGCAGCACGAUAUCGCGCGCGAGCUUGCUAGAGACCGGCCGCCCUCUCCUAUACCUUACACCGUCACUAUGGUCCGGUACUCCCGUCUGGCAGGCAAGGCAUGGGAUGUACUAUAUGGCGUCAGGUCUCCGAAUACAUCCAUGUCUGCCAUAGUUGAACACUUGGAUGCAGCGCUCUCUAAGCUGUUGGAUACCGCUCCCAGAGACCUGAGGUACCCCCCAGAAGCACCAAGCGAAGGCCACUUGCGGAUGAGCCUGCGAUGGCAGGUUAAACAAAGCUUGAUUCUGUUCACUGUGAGUGCCAUCCAGGUGUUCCGAGGUCAACAUAUUGGUAUGCUAAGAGUGAUUGCAGUGCUGCACAUAUCUCCGGCUUCUGAUUAG